Heteronotia binoei (common prickly gecko) is the source of this 1576-nucleotide messenger RNA. It is a transcript of the gene ARID3C, whose product is annotated as AT-rich interaction domain 3C. Gene Ontology annotation, molecular function: DNA binding. Bases 1 to 1557 code for a protein of 518 amino acids. Gene Ontology annotation, cellular component: nucleus. The record is from RefSeq and is a predicted model, not a curated record. Gene Ontology annotation, biological process: regulation of transcription by RNA polymerase II. The transcript is spliced from 8 exons. NCBI's taxonomy places the organism in Eukaryota, Metazoa, Chordata, Lepidosauria, Squamata, Gekkonidae.
AUGGUGGAGAACGCCGCCGCGAUGGCCACCAAAGCCAGCCUGGCUGCCGCGGCCGCCGCCUUCUCGUCGUCUUGCUCGACGGGGCGCGGCCUGGGGGCGUCGGGGGGGCUCCGCCUGGAGGCGGUGAUGGAGAACCUGCAGCGGGCGCAGGCGGCGCGCCUGGAGGAGAAGCUGCGCCGGGCCCAGGCGGCGGCGGCGGCGGCGGUUCCCCCGACGGCCGGCCCGGCAGCAGCAACCGCGGGAAGCCCUGCGGGAGGAGCCGGCCCGACGGCGCCGCCCUUGGCCCUGCGCCUCUUCGCCGCCGCCGGAGGACGCGCGCCUGGGGGGCUGCCCGUGGCCCGCGCCCCUCCCACGGCGCCCCCCGGCCGCCCGGAUCGGGGCCCCGCCUCGCACCCCCCGCAGGAGGCGGCCGCCGUCGAGGAAGACUCGGAGGAAGAGGAGGAGGAAGACCCAGCGGCCGGAGGGGAGCCCCGCUACGCCCAGCGCCCCCCCUCGCCCCCGCCGCCGCCCCCCCAGCAGCAGCACCACGAGUGGACCUACGAGGAGCAGUUCAAGCAGCUCUAUGAACUGGACACAGACCCCAAACGCAAAGAGUUCCUGGACGACUUAUUUGGCUUCAUGCAGAAGAGAGGAACGCCCGUAAACAGGAUUCCCAUCAUGGCCAAACAGGUCCUGGAUUUGUACACCCUCUACCGGCUGGUGACGGAGAAAGGGGGUCUGGUGGAAGUCAUCAACAAGAAGAUCUGGCGGGAGAUCACCAAGGGGCUCAGCCUGCCCACCUCCAUCACCAGCGCCGCCUUCACGCUCCGCACACAGUACAUGAAAUACCUCUACCCUUACGAGUGUGAGAAGCGGGCGUUGAGCUCUCCCGGGGAGCUGCAGGCUGCCAUCGACAGCAACCGGCGGGAGGGGCGCCGGCAGACCUUUGGGACCACGUUGUUCAACUACUCCCCCGUGGGGACGCCGGCCGUCUUGCCUUCUCCCAAGCUCUCCAUGCCUGCCCUCACCAUCUCCACCCACAGCUGCAGCCAGAUCAGCCAAGUCCACAGCGUCAAGAAAGAAGAGAACCUCCUGGCAUCCACCGUGCCCAGCCGCAUCGCCAUCCCCGUCAGCCUCGCCGGGCAUCACUUGGCAGCGGCGCAAGUGGCGGCGUCUCAGGCGGCCACGCUAGAGCAGCUGCGGGAGAAGCUGGAGACGGGGGAGCCGCCGGAGAAGAAGAUGGCCCUGGUGGCCGAGGAGCAGCAGCGGCUGGUCCAGCACGCCCUCCAGCAGAACAUCUUGGCCGUGGCUUCCCAGUUCCCCGUCAAUAUCAAGAUCAACAACCGCGGAGAUGACAGACAGGAGGCUGCAUUGAACCUGUCCACCAACGGCUUUAGCAGCAUCAACAUGUCAAUAGAAAUAAAUGGAGUUGUCUACACAGGUGUGCUGUUUGCCCGGAGGUCCAGCGUCACUGGCAGCGCCGGGGGUUCUCACAGCCACGGCAGCCCCAUGAUGUCACAGAGCCAGCUGCUGUCCACGGCGUCACGUGGCCACGCUCCGGCCAGCACCUCGGCAUGAGGGGGACAUGUCCAGAGCU